Arvicola amphibius (Eurasian water vole) is the source of this 1427-nucleotide messenger RNA. RefSeq lists its product as uncharacterized. Lineage: Eukaryota; Metazoa; Chordata; Mammalia; Rodentia; Cricetidae. The coding region runs from base 441 to 1112 and encodes 223 amino acids. The transcript is spliced from 5 exons. The record is from RefSeq and is a predicted model, not a curated record.
GGUAAUAUCUAAAACGCCUCUAAGUGUAUGUUGCCAAAACCUCUGCCUACCUGGCACCAGACUUGCUGGUGGCUUGCCCUAGAUUACCGUGUGACAAGGCAAUUGUCACACUGAACAAUACUGCCACUCACCGGGACGGGCCAAAGAAAUGCAAGCAGAAACAGACACCAGGUUCCUCUGCCGCAGUCCUUCUGGACAGGAUACCAAAAGGUCCGGGCGCCAGGCCUAAGGCAGAGCUCCAUUCGAAGAGAUGAAGGUGAUGAUGCUGGUGGUGAUGAGGAGGAGGAGGAAGAGCAAUUACAGAACUAUUCUGCUGGAAAAUGCUGGCCAAUGCAAUUGGGAUUGUGCCGAGAAUGCGUGUGCGGAUUACUAAGGCUAGUGAGCAGCUACUAGAGAUCUAAAUCGACUUUAAAGGAUUGUCAGUGGUUUAAAAAUAUUAAAUGCAGCCUAUACAAAAGAAUAAAACAGGAAGAGCUCAUGAUGGAUUGACUACGUGCAAAGGCCAUAGGCCUGUCUUUUCCAGUGGGUGUGAAGAGACAUUUAUAUCAAGGAAAAAUUCUUACACAGGCUAUGGAAGCGAGGUUGCUUGUGUAUCCCACGUGGCUUGUACUGUUUUCACACUCAACAUCAACUUCAAACAUAGCUCAAAGCCAAAGCUCAUUUUUCUUAACUUAUUCCAUGAGGAGGCAAACAAGCUCGGAAAGCUACUUCUCCAUCCUUCUCUGCAACCCGUUACAGUUCUCAGAUUUGAAGACCUGGGUCAAGCCCUCUUGUCCAAGCAGAGAAGCCAGGUCCUCCAAGCAAAGCCCCGUCACAGCCCGUUCCACACAUUGUCCUCCCCAGGGACAAACUUCACGGCUAUUGCUCCGGUGUCAUUUGAACGUAUCGGCAGCCUUCCUCCUGUCUUGUAUGAAUCCCUGCAAAGGAAAUUCACUUCAGAUAACUCUGCAUUAAAAUCCAGCUCAGCACAUGUACAAAGAGAUACGCUAGUGCCCUUUGCCAAGCUGCCCAGCAGGAUGAGCAGUAACAAAGGUCCAAGAAUGUACACAGGGCUGCAUGCAGACAGUGUUCUGGCGUCAGGAUACAAAUACGCUGAUAAAUGCGUGCAUUGAAGGCGAGCUUAGGAUUUGCUUUCAGUGCUGCUUUGUCUGAAUAAGAAACAGAUGGGAGCCGGCGCUUCUGGACUCUCUAGCUCCGCGUGCUGUCUGCUGGUGUUCUGGGACCCAGAACUGUGACUCAGUCAGUACCUUAUAUCUUUAUCUCUCAAAUGCAGACUGAUGUAGGAGGAGUGCUAAAAACUGAAGGCCUGAGGAGAGGAGGGAGGGGAAACUGCGGCCACUAUGUAAAAUAAAUGGGGGGGUAAAAAAGCUAUUUCAAUAAAAUAAAAUUUUAGAAAAAGAAAAAAUACUAAGUAGAAAAAAAUUCAA